Homo sapiens (human) is the source of this 2939-nucleotide messenger RNA. It is a transcript of the gene VGF, whose product is annotated as VGF nerve growth factor inducible. Bases 605 to 2452 code for a protein of 615 amino acids. Gene Ontology annotation, biological process: signal transduction. Gene Ontology annotation, cellular component: synapse; extracellular region; transport vesicle. The transcript has 2 exons. Lineage: Eukaryota; Metazoa; Chordata; Mammalia; Primates; Hominidae. Gene Ontology annotation, molecular function: neuropeptide hormone activity. The record is from RefSeq and is a predicted model, not a curated record.
AGCGUGCUGAAGCCGGAGCGAGCUAGCCGCCCGGAGCCGCGCCGACCCAGCUGAGCCCAGCCCACGGGACGCCAGACCUCGACCGUCGCUCCUACCCCGGCCACCGCUCGGAGCCGAGGCGGACGCGUCCCGAUCUUCCCCUGUCCCCACCCUGCCCCGACCCUCCUCUCCACCUCUCGCGUCGUGACACCAGCUGGUAAAUACUCCGCUGUUCGUCCCUCAAACCCUCGGCAGCCAGCCGUGGGCGUGAGGGAGGGUUCUCUCUCCUCUCGAUGGGGGUGUUGCAAACACAGCGGGGAGCCCCCUGGUAAGGGUCCCCGGUAAACGGGGGAGUCGCAGCUUUUUCUCUUGCUGCUGAAGUCGCCCACGCACCAUCCGGGGAGUCCUACGGGGAGGGAGCAGAGAUUUUUUUUUCCCCCAUAUUGCUGCUGCUUAGUACGUGGGCGAUGGCAGUGAGAUGGCUCAGGGAAGGGGCCGAGGAGGCCCUGGGUAAGCGAGGGCUUCGGGGGUUAUUUUCCCAUUUACACGGCUCCAGAGAUCGGCACAACAUCUUCCUCCUUUGCUCCUAAACGUUCCUCUUCUGGUCUCCGGCAGCCUCUUGGUCAUGAAAGCCCUCAGAUUGUCGGCUUCCGCCCUCUUCUGCCUUCUGCUGAUCAACGGGUUAGGGGCAGCACCCCCUGGUCGCCCUGAGGCGCAGCCUCCUCCUCUCAGCUCUGAGCAUAAAGAGCCGGUAGCCGGGGACGCAGUGCCCGGGCCAAAGGAUGGCAGCGCCCCAGAGGUCCGAGGCGCUCGGAAUUCCGAGCCGCAGGACGAGGGAGAGCUUUUCCAGGGCGUGGAUCCCCGGGCGCUGGCCGCGGUGCUGCUGCAGGCACUCGACCGUCCCGCCUCACCCCCGGCACCAAGCGGCUCCCAGCAGGGGCCGGAGGAAGAAGCAGCUGAAGCUCUGCUGACCGAGACCGUGCGCAGCCAGACCCACAGCCUCCCGGCGCCGGAGAGCCCGGAGCCCGCGGCUCCGCCUCGCCCUCAGACUCCGGAGAAUGGGCCCGAGGCGAGCGAUCCCUCCGAGGAGCUCGAGGCGCUAGCGUCCCUGCUCCAGGAACUGCGAGAUUUCAGUCCAAGUAGCGCCAAGCGCCAGCAGGAGACGGCGGCAGCAGAGACGGAAACCCGCACGCACACGCUGACCCGAGUGAAUCUGGAGAGCCCGGGGCCAGAGCGCGUAUGGCGCGCUUCCUGGGGAGAGUUCCAGGCGCGUGUCCCGGAGCGCGCGCCCCUGCCGCCCCCGGCCCCCUCUCAAUUCCAGGCGCGUAUGCCCGACAGCGGGCCCCUUCCCGAAACCCACAAGUUCGGGGAAGGAGUGUCCUCCCCCAAAACACACCUAGGCGAGGCAUUGGCACCCCUGUCCAAGGCGUACCAAGGCGUGGCCGCCCCGUUCCCCAAGGCGCGCCGGCCGGAGAGCGCACUCCUGGGCGGCUCCGAGGCGGGCGAGCGCCUUCUCCAGCAAGGGCUGGCGCAGGUGGAGGCCGGGCGGCGGCAGGCGGAGGCCACGCGGCAGGCCGCGGCGCAGGAAGAGCGGCUGGCCGACCUCGCCUCGGACCUGCUGCUCCAGUAUUUGCUGCAGGGCGGGGCCCGGCAGCGCGGCCUCGGGGGUCGGGGGCUGCAGGAGGCGGCGGAGGAGCGAGAGAGUGCAAGGGAGGAGGAGGAGGCGGAGCAGGAGAGACGCGGCGGGGAGGAGAGGGUGGGGGAAGAGGAUGAGGAGGCGGCCGAGGCGGAGGCAGAGGCGGAGGAGGCGGAGAGGGCGCGGCAGAACGCGCUCCUGUUCGCGGAGGAGGAGGACGGGGAAGCCGGCGCCGAGGACAAGCGCUCCCAGGAGGAGACGCCGGGCCACCGGCGGAAGGAGGCCGAGGGGACAGAGGAGGGCGGGGAGGAGGAGGACGACGAGGAGAUGGAUCCGCAGACGAUCGACAGCCUCAUUGAGCUGUCCACCAAACUCCACCUGCCAGCGGACGACGUGGUCAGCAUCAUCGAGGAGGUGGAGGAGAAGCGGAAGCGGAAGAAGAACGCCCCUCCCGAGCCCGUGCCGCCCCCCCGUGCCGCCCCCGCCCCCACCCACGUCCGCUCCCCGCAGCCCCCGCCCCCCGCCCCCGCUCCCGCACGAGACGAGCUGCCGGACUGGAACGAGGUGCUCCCGCCCUGGGAUCGGGAGGAGGACGAGGUGUACCCGCCAGGGCCGUACCACCCUUUCCCCAACUACAUCCGGCCGCGGACACUGCAGCCGCCCUCGGCCUUGCGCCGCCGCCACUACCACCACGCCUUGCCGCCUUCGCGCCACUAUCCCGGCCGGGAGGCCCAGGCGCGGCGCGCGCAGGAGGAGGCGGAGGCGGAGGAGCGCCGGCUGCAGGAGCAGGAGGAGCUGGAGAAUUACAUCGAGCACGUGCUGCUCCGGCGCCCGUGACUGCCCUUCCCGGUCCCGCCCCCGCGCGCCCCCGCCGCGCGCGCGCGCCGGCGCCCCCCUCCGUGUUGCCCGCUCCCCCUCGGUGUUUGCAUGCGCCCCGGCCCUGCCCCUUGGCCCUGCCCCUGUCCCCGGGCUGCGUCGGGACCUGCCAGACCCCCCUCCCGGGUCCUGAGCCCGAACUCCCAGAGCUCACCCGCGGGUGACCGGGGGCCAGCCCAGGAGGGCGGGUGGUUUGUGCGAGUUCCCUUGCCACGCGGGGCCCCGGCCCCAUCAAGUCCCUCUGGGGACGUCCCCGUCGGAAACCGGAAAAAGCAGUUCCAGUUAAUUGUGUGAAGUGUGUCUGUCUCCAGCCCUUCGGGCCUCCCACGAGCCCCUCCAGCCUCUCCAAGUCGCUGUGAAUUGACCCCUUCUUUCCUUUCUCUGUUGUAAAUACCCCUCACGGAGGAAAUAGUUUUGCUAAGAAAUAAAAGUGACUAUUUUAUUAGGA